Molecule: messenger RNA, 1693 nt
Organism: Ficedula albicollis (Collared flycatcher)
Lineage: Eukaryota; Metazoa; Chordata; Aves; Passeriformes; Muscicapidae
Gene: CALHM4
Product: family with sequence similarity 26 member D
Exons: 2
Coding region: 144-1106 (320 amino acids)
Molecular function (GO): monoatomic cation channel activity
Source: RefSeq, a predicted model, not a curated record
AAGACUAGCAGGGGUGUUUUGGUGUUAUUUGGUGAUAUUUUUUCAAGCUGUUGGUGUUUAUUCUGCUCUGCCGCUAACACUAGUUAAAUGUAACUAAAAGCUAGUGCUGACUUAAAAUAAUCUGGUAAAGAAUAGGAUCUAAAAUGACUUUCCUUCCAAAGUGGUUAACUUUUCUAAAAGGCAAAGAGGUUGUUAUUGCCAAUGCAAUAAUUGCAAUAUUGACAAUUGGUGGGCAGCAACUUUUCUCUUUUUUCACAUUCAGCUGUCCCUGUCAUGUUGGGCAGAACCUUGUCUAUGGGCUGGCUUUCCUAGGAGUGCCUGCACUGAUCCUUCUGAUUGUUGGCUAUGCCCUGAACAACCAGACUUGGAGGCUGGUGAUGGGUAAAAGGUCUCAUUUUGGGAGGGUGACUCCAUCAAACUGGUGGCUGAAGUGCAAACUGGUCUGCUUUGUCUUGUGCAGCAUCACCGGGAGGGCACUGGUUGCUCCAGUCACAUGGCUUGCAGUCACCCUGAUAAAUGGCUCAUAUUAUAUCUGUGCUGUGAGCGAGUACGUCCCUGUGUAUUACUAUGGAGCUGCUCCUAAUGUCACCGCUAGUGAGCGCAGUAGGAUAUUGGCUACGUUUCCCUGCAGUCAGCUGGUUCCUCCAGAGCUGACCCGGGCACGAGAUGAAGUGAUUCUGCUCCUCAGAUACCAGUCACAAGUGGCUGGCUGGCUUCUGAUUGCUGUGGUAGUCAUCACUGUGUUCCUUUCUUACUGCCUGGCAAGCUGCUUCUCCCCACUCAGCUUUCUACACUUCAGAUACUGGAGCAGCUAUGUCCACAAUGAACAGGAGCUCUUUGAUGAGGCAACAGACCAGCACUCCAGGCUCUAUGCCAUGCAGAAUGUAAGGAAGUUCUUUGGCUUUUUCCCAGGAAGUGAGAAUGUAAAGGAAAUUCGUAUCCCAUCUCUCAAGGAGUGGCAGGCCAUUUCUGGCCUGGCCUUUCUGAAACGAGUGGAUGAGGAGCACUACGAUUACAGCCUCCUCCAUGACUGGGCACUCAAGGAGCGUGCAAGCGGAAAGUAUCUGAGGAUUGAUGAAGACCCUGGGAUCAUAACACAGCUCUGAAGAUCCAAGCCCCCACAAUACUUUGCAAAAAAGCAGGAACCUGUCCAGCUCUACAUCAGACCUGAGCUGGAACUUUCCUGAUACAGUAUUACAUUGAUGUAUAAAUUAUGUGAGCAAGUGCAUCUUGUUAAUGUAGUCCUUCAGCACCUGCUUAUAGAUGCCUUUACUGACGGUGUUUUGACUUCUGUGGAUCUAUGCCUAGAUUAGGGUGGGCUAUUUCAAGCUUCAACUCUCUGCUUUCUAAUAGUUAUGCUGAAAGGAUAAGUAUGUACUGAGAUAGUUAUUUACAAAAUUUUUUUUUUUAUUUCCAUUAAAAGGAUCUGUAAGAGGUAGACCUUGAUUGGAUCCUAUUAAUUGGUCCAUUCUGUAUAGAGCAAGAGCAGCUGUCCAGCUUUUCCUUACUUGACACCUAGCAGAAAUGACUUAUUUCUCCUCACCCACUAAUUUUUUUGUGUUAUAUAAGUAAUCUACACUGAGUUAACUGCUAGCUAAGUCUGGAGCUACAGUAGAAUGUAGGAAACAUAUGGGGAAGUUUUAUCAAAGGCUGAGUUUAGAUACAAUGAUGAGACAACUUUCAAUACUGAUAA